Molecule: messenger RNA, 472 nt
Organism: Bacillus rossius redtenbacheri
Lineage: Eukaryota; Metazoa; Arthropoda; Insecta; Phasmatodea; Bacillidae
Product: migration and invasion enhancer 1
Exons: 3
Coding region: 76-366 (96 amino acids)
Biological process (GO): positive regulation of filopodium assembly; negative regulation of apoptotic process
Cellular component (GO): cytosol
Source: RefSeq, a predicted model, not a curated record
UGUUUAUAUUAUUGUCUGCUGUAGUGUCUUCUGCAAUCGUUAUAAUUUUACGAAAUAUUUUAAAAUUGCAAGAAAAUGGAUAUAAAAGUUGAUGUGGAAUAUUGUGGGGCAUGUGGCUACAAGGAUCGUUUUGAAGAAAUGGCCAGCCAAAUACAUUCUACUGUUCCGUCAGCUGAGGUAAAUGGCACGGAGGGGCGAAGAGGUUCCUUUGAAGUGCAGGUCAACGGAACGCUGAUCCAUUCAAAGCUGUCGACCAUGGCGUUUCCAGACUUCAGCAACGUCGCGGAAAUAGUCUUGAACGCUGCUGAAGGGAAACCAGUUCAGCCUGUUUCCAAACAGCAGCCAAUCAACUGUGUCAUCAUAUAGUAGUUGUAUCAUCAGAGUAUUGUUUACAAGUGCCGUUUUAGUGCAUCACAAUGGACAGUGGUUAGACAUUUUUUUAUUAUUUAUUUAAUAAAUGUUUUAGUCUAUA